Schistocerca nitens (vagrant locust) is the source of this 1390-nucleotide messenger RNA. Its product is annotated as lipopolysaccharide-induced tumor necrosis factor-alpha factor homolog. The transcript is spliced from 6 exons. Gene Ontology annotation, molecular function: zinc ion binding. NCBI's taxonomy places the organism in Eukaryota, Metazoa, Arthropoda, Insecta, Orthoptera, Acrididae. The record is from RefSeq and is a predicted model, not a curated record. The coding region runs from base 108 to 791 and encodes 227 amino acids.
AGGCCAUUUUGUUUUUGUUGUGGACCGGCAGUCGCCUUCGGCGGAGCGCACCGUGUACGUAGCGGAGCUUGCGACGCUGUUCUUGUGUUCGUGUAUUCCAGUAACUAAUGGGAAAAUCCGAGGACAGUAUGCCACAGCCAGCACCAAAGGACACAGUAGUAACUGGUUAUGAUGCGGAAAGGGAUCCAGUUAGAAAGCCAUACGGUGGGGCACCAACUGGAAACGUCACUGCAGAAGAUCCUCUAAUGCCCGGCGGCAUGAUGAAGGUGCCACUGACGCUGGGGCCGGAGUCGUGCACCGUCGUAUGUCCAGCGUGUUACCAAACCAUCCAGACAGACGUGGAGGUCAAAACAACAUCCGAGCCAAACGUGCUUUCUAUCCUAUGCGAUCUCCUUUCAAUAGGAGAACCCAAGGACAGUAUGCCACAACCAGCACCACACGUCGCAGCGCCAGUUGACCACAAAUCUGCAGGGUAUCCAGCACAACAUGGAGCACCAACUGCGAACGUCCCUGGAGUAUAUACUACACGACCAGGCGGUAUGGUGGCGCUGCCACUGACCCUCGGCCCUCAACCGUGCAACGUCGUGUGCCCAGCGUGUCACCAAACCAUACAGACGGCUGUGCAGACCAAGGCGACCACGAAGACGCACUUAAUGGCCCUCCUAUUGCUCGUCGUUGGAUUUUUUCCCUGUUUCAGGUGCUGCUGCAUCCCGUACUGUGUAGACAGCUGCCAGGGGAAACACCACUAUUGCCCCAACUGUAAAGCUUUCAUUGGAGCUUACGAUCGAUAGUUGUCUCGUGACUCUCCGUAUUCAGCACUUUGUUCUGCAAGCCGAGGUGAUAAUCACCAGUUCCAGUACAGACUCCAUACAUGUCACCUGUAAGAAAAUACACUCUGCCUGAGUGAUGUUGUGAACUGGUACCAAAUCACAGCUGCUCUUUUAAACUACCGAUGGUGCGAAGUGCUGAAAACAUAACGUGAGUGCAGUUACAACGUUCUCUUUCCAUCCAUACCAACACAUGUUCUUCGACGUAACGCAAAUUAUCGGUAAAUUUAAGAAAAAUCUCGUUGGUAUCAUGAAGUCUACGGAUAUUUACGUGAUUUUCUACUGUUUAGUGAGAGAUUGUAUCGGUAUAUCAGCCACUGCACUGGUUUCACUGUGUGAAAUGUGACAGUGAGCACUUCUACCAAACUUCAUAAGAGGCAAGAUCACCUUUUUUCACAAACUUAUUGGCCACUUCAUUGAUUUCAUUAUGUGAAAUGUGAAAGUGACCAGUUCCUCCAGGCUUCAUUAGCGGCGAGAUUUUUCAGUGAUUUCUUACAAUGUGCAUCAACUGUACUGUUUUAACGAUUCUGGCAGAAAAUAAAAAGCCAUGUGACUGAAAAACA